CAAAUGGAAGAUGUGUCAGAUGUGGAAUCAGAACCUAAUCUUCUGCUUAGAAGGAAGAAGCGCAGAAGUCGGACCACCUUCACAGCGGAGCAGCUUGAGGAGUUAGAAAAGGCUUUUGAAAGAACACACUAUCCUGACAUUUAUACCAGAGAGGAACUGGCCCAGCGAAUCCGACUGACUGAGGCCAGGGUUCAGGUGUGGUUUAGCAACCGCAGAGCCAGGUGGCGCAAGCAAGCAGGAGCCAGUCAACUAGCAGCAUUCAACAACCUCUUGCCCAGUGGAUUUUCUUCAACAGGAGUGUCGACAUUUUCAUCAUAUCAGCUCUCAGAAUCAGGCUACUCCUCUCUGUCCCAUGAGAAUGAUGAUGCAGUUCAUCGUCCACAACCACUGCCUCCAUCCACGGUGCACCAAUUUGGUCUGUCCAGUGCAGACAGCGGUCCUGCCUAUGCUCUUUCCUCCAACUGCAAUGGGUUCUCCAGUUAUUCUGAUUCCUUUGUGAGCUCUGCAGCUCAGAGCAAUCCCGUUAACCACGGACUUUCACAACAGGUUAUGAGCAUCAUGAAUAAUUCAUGUCGUGUUUCCUCAAAACCACACCAUGACUUCUCACCGUCACCUCGCCCAAGGUCUUUGGACUCUUCUUUAUCCAAUAUCAUGGCCGCCAGCGGCAGUCAACAGUCAGCUGAGGUCUCUGUUAAGAUGGCGGAGAGCUUUCAUUCAUCUGAAUCUUACUCCCCAACCACAUACGGCACCACCAGCUACAGCAUGGACCCAGUUGUGACAGCCGCCAGCUACCAGUACAGUCAGUAUUGUCAGCCUGCUGUGGAUUACUUGACAAAGAACAUUAGCCUCUUCAGUCAGCACAAGAUGAAGUUGACCAAUCACUCAGCUGUGCUGGGAAUGCUGCAUGUCAGUACUGGCCAGGCCUACUAGUACUUUAAACAAACAGCAGCAGACCUAGCCACCAGCAGCCCCUGUGACUCCUGCUGCAACACAAAACACACACAGAGGUUUUCCGACAAUGCGAGUGUUGUUUUUCCUGCAGGCGAGGAGCCACAACACCUCUUGAAAUAUCUCUUCCAGUAAAUGUUUGGUACUUGGUCUGGAGAGUUUGGACUUUCCGUGGUGGUUCAUGGGGCACCAACGCAGCUCUACUGUUCUACAUUUGUAUUAAAUAGCUAUGUUUGUCUUGUUUGGUCCUUUAGGGAAAUGUAAAUGUUGCAAACUGUGAUUGUGUUGAAAACAUACUGUUCUUUUGUUACAUAGUGAUCAACAUUCACAUGAAAUAACAAGGAAGAAAAGAGACAAUGAGUUAUUCCAGUGUUAACUCAACAUUCACUUAAAUUGCAAACCUUAGAGUAACUCAGUAGAGUAAUAUCAAUAUUCUUUUGCUAUAUAUAUGUAUUACAUUUGUGUGCAACUGAAGAACUUUUUAAUUCUGUGCCAGUAUUCCCAUUAUGUGAUAAAGUUUUUAAAAUUCUUUUUAUUUAAAUAUUUUAUUUCUUAAGUAAAGAAAUAAGAAGUACGGUCACCAGCAAGAACCAUCCCUAAAUUUAUACUAAAUUAAUCUCUUUAAAUUAAUCUCUAGUUUAUUUAAUAUUUUAUUGAUAGGAAAAAAAAUACUUGUUUUGUACAACUGGAUAUAAAUUCUGACAUUAAAGAGACGUAUCCCAGAAGAGAUAACGUUCCUUUUGUCCCCCUCUUUUAUUUAUAUCAAUGCACUUGCAGUCUUUUAGUUUGAUCCUCUCUUUGUAGCUUCGUUUCUGGUUUGAAGAGGAGGUGUGAUCUUUUCUUCCUAACUUUAAUUCUGAAUUCUGUCUCUGAUGCACUUUGAAAAAGGAAGCGGCACGCUGUGGACACGCUGUGCUACACGCUGUGCUACACGCUGUGCUACACUAUGAGUUGUCUUGCUGAUGGGAGCACGAGAUGGAGAAACCGUGUGGUUGUCCAUUGCUCUAUCCAUAUUGAUACCUCAUCUAGGCUAGAUUUUAUUUUAUUUUAUUUUUGUUGGAUCAGAUUCCUGGAACAUCCAUGUUUUAACAAUACGAACCACUGAAAGGACAAAAAAACUGAACUGAAAAACACAUUUUGACAAACGACUGAAAGGACAAACUGAAACACUGAGCUCUGUAGGACAGGUUUUGAUUUUGACCAUCCACUCUUGUUAUCAUUGUGGUUAAACUGUAUUUUAUUUGAUMAUUUUCUACAAAAUAAGAACUAUUUUUGCUCAUUUCCUGCCUCCAGCUAAUUCAUUUUUCACUCACCUCAGUUCCUGUUGUAACCCGGUUGUACCUGGUCUAUAACUUUUGAGUUAUUCUAAAAUACUUACUGAGUCAAGGGUUACAUAUGAUGUGGAGAGCAGCCAACAUCAGUGCAAAACAAGUUAGAGUGACAUGUUUUUGCAGAAAAAGGACACAUAAAAUGACACAUUUUACAUGUAUUUUGUGCGUUAAUGAGUACGGAGAGGCGCUGGCAGUAAUUAAAAAGUCCCAUCUAAAGAUUCAUUACUGACAUACUCAUGUAUCCAUAGUUACUGUUAUUGAUAGUUCAUUAAGGUUUGGAUGCACAUCAAUCAGUGUUUAUAAGACCAUUGAGAAGCAGACAGAAAAACAUGAGAGGAGGUUCUGCAGUGACUGAAAGUAAAGAAGCUCAAAUCUCUGAUUAUGUGAAGGACUGAAUACGACUGUAGACCUGUUUGUUCCUGAUGAAGCUAAAUUAUUUGAAUCAGUUUGUCCAGGUUUUGAGUUGCAAACUGGGUCAAAUCUGGUUUAAAAAAUCACUUCCAACCACCACAUUAGGUAAGUGUAAUGAAUGCAUUUAUAUCGUUUUUAAAAUACCACRUCUGCUAUUUAAAAGAAAAAACUGUUUUUUUAUGAAGCGAAAAAUAAAUGUAAAACUGCAAAUA
Molecule: messenger RNA, 2902 nt
Organism: Poecilia reticulata (guppy)
Lineage: Eukaryota; Metazoa; Chordata; Actinopteri; Cyprinodontiformes; Poeciliidae
Source: RefSeq, a predicted model, not a curated record